CAAAGCGCUCCGCCGCUCCCGGGGGCGCCGCUCAAAGCGCUCCGCCGGCUGCCGGGCGAGCGGUGCUCGAAGCCUGACAAAACGAGCUGGAAUCGCCGGAAGUUUAAAUCCCGGUGUCUGCAGGGAUCACCGAUAUUCCCCAUGCGCGUUAUCUUCAUCGUACUGCGUUAGUGCUCCAGUCAGUGUUGACAGUAAAUUUAGAAAGCCCGUGAAGAAGUAGAAGAGGUGAUCGGGUAAGAGAGGAGUCGUUGUCUCAGAAGUGGCUGAAAUAUUUACUGCAGGUGACUAUUUACACCGAUAAAUUAUUCUAAUGUUCAUUAUAUAUGUUAAUAUAUGUAAAUACUAUAUUUCGAUGUUUAUUUAUAACUAUUACGCUGAGCUGUACCAAAAAGAGCACUUAGGCUGUAAACACCAGACAAGUUCUCCAGUAGUUACCAGCUUUUGUAUUUUAUUAUAAUAAUGCCUUAUGAAUAAACAAAAGCUUACCAAUAGCUUUUAUAGGGGAUUUUUAAAUUAAAUGCUUCUAUAUUUUUAUUAAGGUUUUACAAUGUUACCAUCUGAAUUCUGUAACCAGGAGCUGAAAUUUGUGUUGAUGCUGUUGGGUUUUGUUCCUCCUGUGGUAUUGGGACCGAACCCUUCCACAUUUCAACAACAGGCAGGAGAAAUGUAAAGUAGUAACUUUUAUUUUCUGCAUCUCACCUGGCCUGAAUGAACCACAAAAUAAUCACGGAAUGGUUUGGGUGGGAAGGGACCUUAAAGCCCAUUCAGUUCCACCCCCUGCCAUGAUCUGGGACUCCUUCCACUAUCCCGGGUUGCUCCAAGCCCCAAAGUCCAACCUGGCCUUGGACACUUCCAGGGAUCCAGGGGCGGCCACAGCUUCUCUGGGUGCCCCGUGCCAGACCCACAUCACUCCCAAAAGCCAGCAAAGCCGGUUGUUUACCGGCGGGCAGUAGGAAGCCGAGGAAGUGUCCAUUUAUUUUACUGACGGUAACUGGACCGAAGCGCACGGGGCGGUCGCGGGCAGGAGGCCGCGGUGACCGGCGGCUCCAGCGCGUCACAGAGUCAGCAAGGACACCCCGACGCGCUCCUGCCUCGCUCCCGGCCCGAUCCCAUCAACUCCAGCAGGUCAUGGACAACACCCCACGAAGAGCUCCCCGCCGUCCCGAGCUCUCCAAGGGGCGGAGACACCGCCGCCCCUCCGCCGUCACCGCCCCUCAGCGCCGCCGCCCCUCAGCUUCCCGUCAUCACGGCCGGUCCGCCAGCUCCCCUCAGCGGCGCCGCCGCCGCAUCGCCACCGCUUCCCCUCAGCGCCGCCGCCCCUCAGCCUCCGGUCAUCAUGGGGGGCCCCCCUCCUCUUCUCAGCGGCGCCGCCCCUCAGCCUCCCGUCGUCAUGGUGGCUCCUCCACCGCCUCUUCUCAGCGGCGCCGCCCCUCAGCCUCCCGUCGCCAUGGCAGCUCUUCCAUUGCCUCCCCUCAGCGCCGCCGCCCCUCAGCCUCCCGUCGCCAUGGCGGCUCCUCCACCGCCUCUUCUCAGCGGCGCCGCCCCUCAGCCUCCCGUCGCCAUGGCGGCUCCUCCACCGCCUCUUCUCAGCGCCGCCGCCCCUCAGCCUCCCGUCGCCAUGGCGGCUCCUCCACCGCCUCUUCUCAGCGCCGCCGCCCCUCAGCCUCCCGUCGCCAUGGCGGCUCCUCCACCGCCUCUUCUCAGCGGCGCCGCCCCUCAGCUGCCCCCCAACAUGGCCGCCCCCUCGCCUCCCCUCAGCGCUUCUCGCGCGGGCUCUUCCCGCCCAGCGCAGCCGCGGAGCCGCAGCCCGGGCGCGGGAAGGGCGGGCAGGCCGGGGCGCUGUCGGUCCCGGCGGGGUAG
Poecile atricapillus (Black-capped chickadee) is the source of this 1860-nucleotide messenger RNA. RefSeq names its product serine/arginine repetitive matrix protein 1-like. The transcript is spliced from 2 exons. The record is from RefSeq and is a predicted model, not a curated record. NCBI's taxonomy places the organism in Eukaryota, Metazoa, Chordata, Aves, Passeriformes, Paridae. The coding region runs from base 1129 to 1860 and encodes 243 amino acids.